Colletotrichum navitas is the source of this 325-nucleotide messenger RNA. RefSeq lists its product as uncharacterized. Bases 19 to 279 code for a protein of 86 amino acids. The transcript has a single exon. The record is from RefSeq and is a predicted model, not a curated record. Lineage: Eukaryota; Fungi; Ascomycota; Sordariomycetes; Glomerellales; Glomerellaceae.
GUCUGCUUGAGGGCCACUAUGCUGAUGGCCAGGGUCUCCUUGGUUGCACCCAGCUCACUUUGGGCUGUCCCGAGAGCCUGCCCAAGGCUGUCACCAUGGGCCCGAGACUCUUUAAGAACUCCAGUCUUGUUAACUAGGGUUUGCUUUAUCACAUCAUUCUCACUCCGGGCUUCCAUUAGAUCUCGCUCAAGUUGGCUUUUCUCUCAUCCCUCGCCAAUUAAUAGUCGCUGUCGGGCUCCUUCCAACUCUUCGCGUUGUCAGCCAGUAUCUCAACGUUAGAUGUUGCCGUAUCGUUGAGUCUGCUAGCCAUCUCUAUCACCAUUUU